Molecule: messenger RNA, 1236 nt
Organism: Huiozyma naganishii CBS 8797
Lineage: Eukaryota; Fungi; Ascomycota; Saccharomycetes; Saccharomycetales; Saccharomycetaceae
Gene: EXG1
Product: glucan 1,3-beta-glucosidase
Exons: 1
Coding region: 1-1236 (411 amino acids)
Biological process (GO): glucan catabolic process
Cellular component (GO): extracellular region; cell surface
Molecular function (GO): glucan exo-1,3-beta-glucosidase activity
Source: RefSeq, a predicted model, not a curated record
AUGCACGAGAAGAACGAGAAACGGUUCUACAACUACGACACUCCACAGAACCCAAUCAGAGGUGUCAACAUCGGUGGGUGGUUGGUGCUAGAACCGUACAUCACGCCAUCGCUGUUCGAGGCCUUCAGGACAAACAACUACAACGACGACGGCAUCCCAGUCGACGAGUACCACUACUGUGAGCAACUGGGCUACGACGAGGCUAAGAGCAGACUAGAACAGCAUUGGAGCUCCUUCUACACAGAGAAGGACUUUGCCAACAUCGCCUCGCAAGGUUUCAACUUGGUCAGAAUCCCUAUCGGGUACUGGGCCUUCCAAGUGUUGCCCACAGACCCUUACGUCAGCGAGAUCCAGGAACACUAUUUGGACCAAGCGAUCCAGUGGGCUGAAAACAACGGGCUCAAAGUCUGGGUCGAUCUUCACGGUGCCGUCGGGUCCCAGAACGGGUUCGAUAACUCCGGGUUGAGAGACUGCAUCAAGUUCUUGGAGGAGGAAAACUUGAACGUCACUAACUCCGUAUUGAACUACGUGCUAACUAAAUACUCCGACGAGAAGUACCUGGACACAGUCAUCGGUAUUGAACUGAUCAACGAACCCUUGGGGGAAGCUUUGGACAUGGACAAGAUGAAGAACGACUACUUACUCCCAGCGUACAACCACGUCAGAAACAACCUCAACAGCAACCAGGUCAUCAUCAUCCACGACGCGUUCCAGCCAUACAACUACUGGGAUGACUUCCUACCACCAAGUGGUGAGUCCUGGGGGGUCACCAUCGACCACCACCAUUACCAAGUGUUCGCCCCUGACCAACUGGACAACCAGUUCGAAAACAAGAUCCACACCGCCUGUGAGUGGGGGAACGGGGUCUUGGACGAGUCCCACUGGUCUGUCGCAGGUGAGUUCUCAGCCGCGUUGACCGACUGUACCAAAUGGUUGAACGGUGUCGGUGUCGGCCACCGUUACGACGGGUCCUUCAACAGAGGCGAGGGCCAGACGUCGUACUACAUCGGUUCCUGUGAGGACAACGAGAACAUCUUCUCGUGGUCCGAGGAAAGGAAAGUCAACACCAGGAAAUUCGUCGAAGCUGAAUUGGACGCCUUCGAAAAGAGAGGUGGCUGGAUCAUAUGGUGCUACAAGACAGAAACGAGUAUCGAAUGGGGGGUCGACAGACUGAUCGCCAACGGCCUGUUCCCUCAACCAAUAACGGACAGACAGUACCCAGGUCAAUGUGAUUGA